AUGUUCUUUAACCCUAAAAACCUAUUUCCUAAACACCUUUUCCAUUCCAAGAAGGAAAAAUCAUCUGUAUCAAGAUCCGACCCGCUUUCCUUCGGGUCAUCUUCUUCCUCUGACGAAUCCACUCACAAAGUCGUUACCGGAGGAUCUCAAACGCCCACUAGCGUCCUGCCCGAAGCAUCAUCCAGCUUGUCGUCCGAUGUCACUAUCGAAGUUCAAUGGGAACUUGCUCAGGCUUUCUGGUUAAUCGACCGCAACAACAACAAUGACAACAUCGUUCAAGCAACGACAUUGUUUCUCGAUUUUGUACCACCUCUGUUUCAUAGCAACAACAAUGAUCUCAGCACGACAACAACAUAA
Molecule: messenger RNA, 357 nt
Organism: Lathyrus sativus (Indian pea)
Lineage: Eukaryota; Viridiplantae; Streptophyta; Magnoliopsida; Fabales; Fabaceae
Source: the annotation of a GenBank genome assembly